This is a messenger RNA of Dalotia coriaria, 1478 nucleotides long. It is a transcript of the gene Tbp, whose product is annotated as TATA binding protein. Gene Ontology annotation, biological process: DNA-templated transcription initiation. Gene Ontology annotation, molecular function: RNA polymerase II general transcription initiation factor activity; DNA binding. NCBI's taxonomy places the organism in Eukaryota, Metazoa, Arthropoda, Insecta, Coleoptera, Staphylinidae. The record is from RefSeq and is a predicted model, not a curated record. Bases 97 to 1056 code for a protein of 319 amino acids. The transcript is spliced from 4 exons.
CUUUUCGAUGUUUUAAUUUACUUGCCCUAUGAAAACUACUCCACACUGAGCAAUAAGUAAAGCGAAUUAUUGAUAGCAUUUUCGAAAAGCCUAGCCAUGGAUCAAAUGCUACCGAGUCCCGGCUUUUCUAUACCUAGUAUAGGAACACCACUCCAUCAGCCAGAAGAAGAUCAACUCAUUAUACCUUCACUCCAACACACCCCACAGUCUCAGCCAAAUAUUAUUCAUUCAUCUCAAUCACAAAUGCCACCCCUUGCUCCUAUGGGUAGCUUGACACCCACUCUGGGUCUUGGAAUGAGUGGUAUGGGGAUGAUGUCUCAAGGCAAAAUGGCUUCAACAGCAGCUUAUGGAUUUUCUACUCCUCAAAGUAUGAUGCAGCCACAGACACCUCAGCACACAAUGAUGUCAUCCCCAAUGGUUAAUCUUGGUGGAUCAACCAACUCUGUGCCUCCACCAAGUAUAGGACCAACUACCCCAGCACCAGCCACACCAAUGACACCACAUUCAGCAGAUCCAGGCAUUUUGCCUCAAUUACAAAAUAUUGUUUCAACCGUAAAUUUAAAUUGUAAGUUAGACUUAAAGAAAAUAGCUCUACAUGCGCGUAACGCCGAAUACAAUCCAAAACGUUUCGCCGCCGUGAUAAUGCGAAUUCGCGAGCCGCGAACGACGGCGCUGAUAUUCUCUUCAGGGAAGAUGGUCUGCACGGGCGCGAAGAGUGAGGAAGACUCGCGACUGGCAGCUAGGAAGUAUGCCCGCAUCAUCCAAAAGCUCGGCUUUCCCGCGAAGUUUCUUGAUUUCAAGAUUCAAAAUAUGGUCGGCAGCUGCGAUGUGAAAUUUCCUAUCCGAUUGGAAGGUUUGGUGCUGACACACAGUGCUUUCAGUUCCUAUGAACCAGAACUGUUUCCCGGACUGAUCUAUCGUAUGGUCAAACCUAGAAUAGUAUUACUUAUUUUUGUCUCCGGUAAAGUGGUGCUCACCGGCGCAAAGGUACGGCAGGAAAUCUAUGAAGCCUUUGAUAAUAUUUAUCCAAUUCUAAAAAGUUUCAAAAAGCAGUAAUCAUUCAUUCAACAUCUCAUCAAAAUAUUCAACAUCAUCAUCAUCACCACAUUUAAUUUUGUUUUUUUUUUUACGUUGGAUCUAUGUAGUUUCGUUGGAAACAUAAAGUUUGAUGAGUCUUUACAUAUGGUAACAAUUGAAAUAUGUACAUCAAUUUCAUUAUCUUCACUUAUCAUUAGAUAUAGAUUGAAGCAAAAUUAAUAGAAUGGAUUUUUGGGUUUAUUGUGACGUUGUGUUAAUGAAUGAGUAUUUUAAAGACAAUGCUUGUGAAUAUGAACAUAAAUAAGAUUAUUGUAGAAGGAAAUUGUACAAAGCAUCGCAAUUUGGAUGCGAAAACGUUUGUUGGACGAACAUUGAACUUAAUGAUCCUGUUAUUUUUCUAAUUUUAUCUACAAUAAAGGAAACAAAGCCAGUCGAAGCUA